Dreissena polymorpha is the source of this 3288-nucleotide messenger RNA. RefSeq lists its product as uncharacterized. Gene Ontology annotation, biological process: negative regulation of voltage-gated calcium channel activity; negative regulation of calcium ion-dependent exocytosis. Gene Ontology annotation, molecular function: transmembrane transporter binding. NCBI's taxonomy places the organism in Eukaryota, Metazoa, Mollusca, Bivalvia, Myida, Dreissenidae. The coding region runs from base 396 to 3065 and encodes 889 amino acids. Gene Ontology annotation, cellular component: secretory granule; plasma membrane. The transcript is spliced from 7 exons. The record is from RefSeq and is a predicted model, not a curated record.
UUACUAUUGAACAUCGGAAUAUCGGUAUAAGGGAUUGCGAUUGAGUAGGAACACUGUCAGCUGAUAUCGUGUUUAGAAGGUGAUAAGGCGUGCAUUAUUAAUUAUCUGUCGCUUAAACAUAUCAGAUUCAAUGCGGUCACCGACGAUGCCGUGCGUAGAGAUUUAGUUUCCAAAUGAAGCGGAUCGUAUGUGUAGAGUGUGAAUGAAUGGUUAUAUGUGCAUAUAGAGGUGUGAUUUGUAAUUCUAUUGUAAUGGAAUUGUGAAAUCGGAAGCUUGCCCCCUGUUCUCUGGGAAUGUAUACCAGCAUAUUACAUACACGUGUUCUCCAUUCUACUGUUGCCAGUUUCCCGGGUUAUGACGGCGAACACCUGAACUGAUGACGUCAUUUAAUCGUCAUGACCGCCAGCAGUACUUCAAAGUACCCGGAACGAUUUGGCUAUGACAGCUCCAGCCACGCCGUGUCCCCGGUGAUCACACUCGUCAUCCUCGUCGCGGGCGUAGCCGGCGGUCUCAUCAUCGUUAUCUCCUUCAUCCUCUUCUGCAAGUACUGCGUCAAGCGCAAGAAUAGUCUUACAAGGAGCCAGGGCACGGACUGCGAGCGGUUUUCGGACCGACGCUUCAAGCCAUUCCAGCGCUAUGAGACGGUUAACUCGGACAUGUUCUCAGAGCCAAGUACGGGAUCCAUGGACGGCAUUCCAGUCAGUCCCAGGCGGCUUUUCGAAACUAAAAGUCACGAGAAAAUACCGGAUAUUGACGAGGGAAACGAGAGUGUCACUCUAAAGUCGGACUAUGAAAAAGCUUAUUGUGAGACGACUAUAGAUCCGGAAGCACGUGACCCGACAUUGCAGGACUCGGACUCGGACUCAUCUUCGGAGAAACCGGAAGCUCGGGAACCAAGCGGAAGGCGAGUAUCUUUCCAGCUGGACUCCCAGCCGCCCUGCCCCACUGGAUACUUACGCAAAGGAAGAAGAUAUACAGACGGCGACUUUCACUAUUUGAAGAAAGCUCGCAUCCACAAAAACGUACCAAGACAAUAUUCUUUAGGAACACCUCUCCAAAAAGAGCAAUCAAGGGAGGUUACCCAUUCACCCCUCGCAUCAACCGCCCAUUAUCACAGCCCACAACACUCGAAACGCGCACCCGACAGCUUUCCCGCCAUCUAUACGCACACCCACCUUGGGGAAAGCCCUUCCGCGCUCGUCGAAGAUUCUGACGACCCUACAGCUCGCCUUGUAGAUGUCGAAGUACACGAUCAGACACUCCUUAGUGAUCUUAAUACAGUAUGUUUUGUCAACGAAACCGGAGCUUACGGUUACAGCUACGGCCAUUCCUCUAGACGUUCCUCACGCGUGAAGGACAUUCAGCCGACGUCAUACAGUAUGGACGGCGUGUCGCCCAUCGAUGCUAGACCGUACAGAGAUAAAAGACGCGUGAAAAGUUACGAUGACGUGUUAUAUUAUGACUACGAUGCGUUGAAAAUCACCGAGUUUUCCAGAGGACCGUUUUUUAACAGCGAGUUCGAUCCAAUCAUGGAAGUGGACAAUCUCGGAUCGAGCAAAGUGAGAUACAAUGACCGUGGCAGUCUAGAAGUUUUAAACGACGACAAACUGGAUAUAUAUGAGGACUUAGAGUUUGAAAAUAAUAUCAUACCCGAUGAAAGCGAUGCGGAUACGGAGACUACAAUAAAUGGGACGCACAAGUUCAGAGAGAUCUGGAACCUGCGGGCAACGUUCGAAGAGGAGGAGGAAUGUAGCGACACCUUGCGAAUGGAGGACAUGGCGUCACCGGAAGAGUCGUCACCGGAAAGACCGCCCGCGGGAGCCUCAUGUUUCCCGACAUAUCACCACAAGAAUGGCGUUGGUGCCAGUAGGGACGGGAACCACGGAAACCGUGGGAUUCAAAGAGCUAAGCAAAAUGGUGAAGGGAAUUGUAAAAACGAUUGCGUUGACCUGCAACAUAUCGAUCCAGAAAACUCAAAUUUGCUUCAUCCGAACUAUGAAAAUAGAAGGGAUGAUUUUAGAAUGGUUGUGAACAGGCGGUAUCAGAAACGUGGGUCCACAAGCGCCGAAAACAGCUUCGACAGCGUUGAGACGGGGGACACGACGGAAUCGAGCCGGCACGAGGUCACGACGAGCUUCGAGUCCACCACCGACAACACCGACAGCACCAACGACAGCCAAACAAGCCGUCUGCGACAGAUGAAGGCAGAUAGCGGCUAUAAAUCCAUGGAAGCCCAGCCGUCGUCAAACGGCGUAAAAAAGACUCCCGGCGACGAUAGUGAAAUAGAAGUGCUCGCCACGGACAUUAUUGACACGAAAAACAAGUGCGAGGUGCUAGAGGCGGUCGGGGGGAACGACUCGGUGACGGUCCCUCGGAGGGGAAGUCUGCUUGAAAAGCGCCGGGGACGGACGGCGUCAAAGCGGCGACGGGAGUACAGCAAAGACCGCCAGGUGGUGCGCCUCAAUGAAAGUAUUUAUGAACCGGAAACAGACUCAACGAGGUCGGACCAGCCAUCCGGGGAUAGCAUUGAGGAACCAGUAACUCCAAACACAAAAUUGUCAGUAUUCACGCGAUUUUUCAAGUCGCACAAAUCAAGGACAAAGAGCCUUGUGAGGGAUUUUAGUAUAGAUGAACAGUCGAACAACAUUUUUCAAGAAUUCAUUCGCUAUGAUCCUAAGUACGACGCACGCAGGUGCAGUAACGGAGGAAUCGAAUCCCGUCGCCAAAGAUUGCAGCGGAAGUGCACGGAUCCCGGUCCGGGAAUAUUCUUUGAAGAUCGGAAAUGGCUGUGCCCGGAAAUGAGAAGUACAAGUCUUGGGAGCGACAGCAGCGCGAGCUCUGCGCGCAAGAUUUCUUCUCAAGACAGCAUCGAGGAGGAGGUGAACGAGGAAGAAGACAUUGACGCUGUUGUGCUUAGUCAUAAGAACAAGAUUCUCGAGGAUCAGGAAGUGACGUCUCGCGCGGAUGUGACGUCAAUUUGUUGCGUGACAACGACCAAUGUGUCACUUCACGAGAUACCAAUCAUUAAGCUUCCGGAAGGAGAGAGUGUCGAUGUUGAAGUGUAAACAAUUGGAGAGCUGUUUAUACAAAGACUAAGGCGUUUUCUUUUUGUUUUACUUGAGCACAUAACAAUAGUAAAUUGUGAAAAAUGAAUUGCUAAGUAUAAGGUAUGUUGUGAUGAAAUAUCUUCAAAAUAUACAAACAUCCGUUGAAUAUUGUAUCACACAUAUUCUAAAAAAUGGCUGUUUUGUUAAAAUUUUAUUUAAUACAAAUUUAUGAAUUUUAAAU